UUUAUCGGCCUAGUCCGUUAUUUUUUCAGCGUUAAAACUAAUAUAAACCCUUAUACUAAAUAUAUAAUUAUUAAUAAUUAUAGUCCUUUCGCCGAUUGCGUUUUCAGCGGUAAAUUUAUCAAUAAGAAUAUUUAUACUAAUUAUUAUUAUAGAAGCGAAAGUAAAAAUUGCUCUUUACAUAAGGGUAUGUUAUAUUUUUAUUCUUUUUCAAUUAUUAUAUUUACUUACUAA
This is a messenger RNA of Neurospora tetraspora, 231 nucleotides long. RefSeq lists its product as uncharacterized. Lineage: Eukaryota; Fungi; Ascomycota; Sordariomycetes; Sordariales; Sordariaceae. The record is from RefSeq and is a predicted model, not a curated record. The transcript has a single exon. The annotation marks the transcript as partial.